GAUGUUAAAUCUAAACCUAAAACUUAAAGCAAAUUUAAUUAACAAAAAAAGUUCUUUUCUAAAGCGUCACAUGUCACAUGGAAAGAUGAUUUGUUGCAGGCUUUUUAAUAAUGAUAUAAGAGAUAUUACUAAUGAUGUUGAUUUUUUUAGUUAACUUUUGUUUGUUUUAAUUCUUAUUUUUUUUACAUUUUUUAAAAGUUUUUGUUUUAGUUUUAUAUUGAAUUUAGUUAAUAUAGUUUAUGUUUACAUAAUUUUUGUUUUAAAACAUAAUUUCUCUUAAAAAUGAUGUUGAUUUUUUUUAGUUAACUUUUAUUUGUUUUAAUUCUUUUUUUUACACUUUUAAAAAGUUUUUGGUUCAGUUUUAAAUUGAAUUUAGUUCAUGUAGUUUAUGUUUACAUAAUUUAUGUUUUAAAACAUAAUUUCUUUUAAAAGAAGUUAAACUAACUAGAACCUAAUUAAACUGAUCCAAAAAACAAACUCAACCGAACCGAAUACAAACCGAACCGAAUAUAAAUUGAACUGAACAUAAACCGAACUAAACCAAACUAACUAUAGUUUAUUUCAGUUGGAAAAAUACUAAAACUAAACUAACCAAACCGAACCGAGAAAAUAACCGAAGUGUCCACCCCUAAUAAAUACUCUCUGAAAGAAAGUAGGCCCCAUCCGAACAUUUCGAACCAAAACACACACAGAGAGGAAGGACUUUUCCUGUCAAUUAAAACAAAACUUCUUUCUUACUCCCAAAACAAAUUACUUUUGUUUACUAGUAAAACGAAAGAGAAACGAAAAAUCACCCUUAGAUUAAUUUUCUGUAAUAUUUCCAUCAAUUUAUUUUCAAUGUGAAUGUCUAAUUUUAUCCAGUGAUCAACUUUUGCCGGUUGUUUUCUAAAAAACUUCUCAGUUUGCUAUUUGCCACCAAAUAGAUACAAACUUAUUUAUUACAUUAUCUAUAACUUUAAAUAAUUAAUUACUAAAUGAUUAAUUAUUUUUGGGAAAAAUUAGACUUGUUCUUUCUUAUAAAAUUACACAUACAUUUCCCUUCAACUAGUGUAAAGUGUAAACACGAGACCUCUUUCUCAACGCGUGCUUCAAUGAAAAAUUCACCAAGAUACAAAGAUAACGCACAGAGCUCGCUUCCUUCACCAAGCAGCAUCAGCAGUCCGACCCGACACGUUACCUCCAUGUCUGAACGAACUACCUUCUUCCAAACCGAUGCUUCCUCCUUCAAGCAAGUUGUCCAGAUGCUCACCGGAUCCUCCAAGAAGCCUAACCCGAACAACAAACCCAAACCGAGGUACUCAAUCCCUCCAGUCAAAGCUUCCCCCAGCAAGAAGCUAUCUUCCUCCUCCUCAGAUUUUCGCCUCUACGAACGCCGCAACUCGAAGAAGCAUCUCAAGAUCCAUCCGGUACAUUCAGGAUUACCCGAGAAACUUUCCCCCAGCAUCCUGGACUUUCCUUCUCUGGUUCUCAGCCCUGACACUCCUCUCAUACCCGUACCGUUUAUUCAAACCGGGUCUUUGAAUAAGAGCCCGAGCUCCGACGCUGAAGAGAGAGCAAUGAAAGAGAAAGGGUUUUAUUUACACCCGUCACCGUCGACGACUCCGAGGGUUUUAGAGCCCCGACUUCUCCCUCUAUUUCCGUUGACUUCUCCUAGGGUUUCAGAUUCUGUCGCGGCCUCUACUACCCCAUGAAACUUAAUAUUUUAGCUAAUUUUUUAUUUGCAAGUCUUGUCUUUUUUUGAUGUUUCUCUUUUAUAUAAUGGAAGAUGAGAUGAUGCGUAGUGAGAAUUAAGGAUUAUAUUCUUAGAAAACUUGUAAUCAGGUUUUGUUAGAUUUAUUCGUUGUUGAACGGCUUUGUUCUAUUAAUUGCAGUAAAGUAACAUAUGAAGAAAAGUUUAAUCUUCUUUUACAAAAAAAAAAGAGAGAAAAGUUUAAUCUUAGGUAACCAAAUUUUUUGUUGCAACCCUUUGGUUCAUGCAUUGAAUAAUCCUUUUGAUUAUAAUGUUUUCAACUAGUUUGACAUAGGGUUUUUAUCCUUUUUGGGCUUUAUGUAACUUAUAGAGAUUUACCGAACUGAUGUAAGAAUCAUUCUUUUUGAUAUUAAAUUCACAUUACCAAAACAUAAUAAUUUGGUUGCAUGAUUUUUCAAUAAAAGCAAGCUUUAACUUGCAUGUUAACGUAAAAGGUUUUUGACAAGGAAUAGACAAAUUGAGAAAGGAAAAAGAAGUGGCGGAAAGGAGUAAACUCAAAAAGAGUGGGGAUACUACUUGAAUUUGAAUGGUGAUACCGCUACAAGGAAAAGGUUUUAAAAUUCUCACUUUUUACUCGGGUUUUACUUUUACCAGUUGAUAUGAUAUGGAUAUGCUAGGAAGUGAAUUUAAGAAAACAUGCCUAUGAUAUACUCUCUUGUGGGGCAUAAAAACAUAUUUAUUAAGUUUAACAUUGCUCGGUUCAGAUUUUGGAUUGAUUGACUGUGGUGGGUCUCUUAGUAAAUGACCUUUUACGGCAAGUGUCAUGUCCUAAUCAACAAGUCAAUGACUCUAGUCUCUUCUGCAUUGUGGGGUAUUUUGGGUUUACGCGCUUUUGUAGCGUAUGGGUCUAAACAUGGCAGGCGCCUUUAGUCUUCAGAAUCAAAGGUGGGAACGUUAAGUGCAUGGAGGUUCCCUAUAGGGAAUUUGUUGAUCUUUAAUGUUGGAACAGCUAG
Brassica napus (rape) is the source of this 2703-nucleotide messenger RNA. Its product is annotated as VQ motif-containing protein 13-like. The transcript has a single exon. Lineage: Eukaryota; Viridiplantae; Streptophyta; Magnoliopsida; Brassicales; Brassicaceae. Bases 975 to 1691 code for a protein of 238 amino acids. The record is from RefSeq and is a predicted model, not a curated record.